Molecule: messenger RNA, 429 nt
Organism: Hydractinia symbiolongicarpus
Lineage: Eukaryota; Metazoa; Cnidaria; Hydrozoa; Anthoathecata; Hydractiniidae
Product: N-lysine methyltransferase KMT5A-like
Exons: 3
Coding region: 1-429 (142 amino acids)
Molecular function (GO): protein binding
Source: RefSeq, a predicted model, not a curated record
AUGCGGCUAAAGGUCAUAGACCCAGUGGAUUGCAGUUAUGGUGUCGUCACUUUGAGGGAUUUUAUUAAGGGAGAGUAUCUUUUAAAAUAUCCUGGGGAGAUGAUAGCCGCGAAAGAAGGUAAAAGAAGAGAUAAAAUUUACGGAGAGCAAGGAAAAGGAUGUUACCUUUUUUACUUCAUACACAACGGCCAACAUCUAUGCAUCGAUGGUACUCACUCCCAUCAGCUAGGACGUUUUGUCAACGAUUCUGAAAACGGAAAUUGUGUGAUGAAGAAAGUCGUCAUUGACGGAGUCCCACAUCUCGCUCUAUUUGCCAGUGAGAACCUGAAGAAAGGUGUGGAACUCCGUUAUGAUUACGGAGACUCGGAAAGUCUUUGGUGGCGGCAUCAGAAUAGUUCCUGUUUAAAUGUAAGUAAUAUUUCAAAGUAA